Kwoniella mangroviensis CBS 8507 is the source of this 912-nucleotide messenger RNA. RefSeq lists its product as uncharacterized. The record is from RefSeq and is a predicted model, not a curated record. NCBI's taxonomy places the organism in Eukaryota, Fungi, Basidiomycota, Tremellomycetes, Tremellales, Cryptococcaceae. The transcript has 3 exons. The coding region runs from base 1 to 912 and encodes 303 amino acids.
AUGCGGAUCCUCCUUACCGGCUCUUCAGGUGUGGUAGGCACCUACGUCCUUACCUACUUGUUGGAACAAGGUCACACCAUAUUUGCGGUGGAUAGAAUACCUUUAUCCCAAUCUACCCUCGACACCUUAUCAGCCCAGUAUCCCAAGUUGAAUGAUAUACUAGAUGUACAUACAGUAGAUCUAACAUCUAUAGAACAAGUGAAAAAACUUUUCUCACAAUAUUCGAAUGGUACGAUCGAAGGUCUAAUCCACCUUGCUGCUAUACCCCAUCCUGAAUCUCAUGACCCUCGUUUCGUGCAUAAUACCAAUACGACCAUAUCCUACAACGUCUUGUAUACCGCUGCUGAAUAUGGAACUCAAAGAUUGGUCCAAGCUAGUUCAGUGAAUUAUACGGGUUUGGCAUAUACUACUAAAGGUAGACAGAGGUUUGAGAGGUUGCCUAUAACGGAGGAAGAACCUAGUCACGCGGAAGAUCCAUAUGCUUUAUCGAAACAAAUAUGUGAGAUUCAGGCCGACUCCCUCUGUCACUUAUUCCCUACCAUCUCAAUCGCCUCAUUACGAUUCCACCAUAUCCUCCCGACCCUAUCCGAAGCGGAAGGAUGGUCACGCCAAGAAGAAUUCUGGACAUGGACUUCAUCUCUCUCUGCUUCGCAAGCUUGCCUGUUGGGGUUGACCACACCACUGGAAGGGAAGUGGAAAGGACAUGAGGCAUUUAAUAUAGUUGCUAGCGAUAUAGCAUGGACAGAUCCUGUUGUGAGCAGUUUGGAUUUGUUGGAGAAGAGCGAAUGGAGUGAGGAUGGACGGAUUGGACAAGUGGAUAAGACCUGGUGGGUCGGGGAUGAUAGGAGGAGGAAAGGUUUCUGGGAUUGUACGAAAGCUGAGAGGUUGUUGGGCUGGGUACAUACUCCUUAA